Molecule: messenger RNA, 1638 nt
Organism: Penicillium pulvis
Lineage: Eukaryota; Fungi; Ascomycota; Eurotiomycetes; Eurotiales; Aspergillaceae
Product: putative DNA-directed RNA polymerase III RPC4
Exons: 1
Coding region: 1-1638 (545 amino acids)
Biological process (GO): transcription by RNA polymerase III
Cellular component (GO): RNA polymerase III complex
Molecular function (GO): DNA binding
Source: RefSeq, a predicted model, not a curated record
AUGCCUCCCAAAGCAGGCACCAGACGAACUGCCGCAAAACCAGAAGACACAGACUCUACACAAAAUGCACCAGCUCAAAGCGCCGCUUCAGGUGCCCCUGGUCGACCCUCUGUACAAAGACUACAGUCACUGAAGAAACGCGCCCCAGCAGGCGGUAGCAUUACACCAGCAACACGCUCACCCUCAGUAUUGAGCGGCGAUUCUGCACCGAAACCACUGAAAUUUCGACCAAAAGCCGUCCAGCGAAGGAGCAAAGAGGAGCGUGAAGCUAUGGAGAAAAUUGAACAAGAACGACUUAAUGAUCGGCUGAGAGAUGCGGCUGCUAUCCAGCGUGGCCGUGGAAACCGCGGGGGCAGAGGCUCCUUCCGCGGGCGUGGUGGUGCUAGUGGUGGUCUUGGGGGUGCAUUCAGAGGUCGGGGUGGUGGUCCAGCACGUGGCCGUGCACGAUAUGGAAUUACUGGAGCGUCUCGGGAUCGGGAAGAUGAUUCCUCAGAUGAUGACUUGCGGAUGAGCAUUGAUCAGAUCAACAUCGAGAGUGAUGAGGAUGACGACUUCCAAGAAGAUGGGAAGGGCAAGAUGCCGGCUCGAGGACGCCGCGAGAAGGGACUGCGCCCUGUUCGCGUUACGCGCCAUGAGCACGAGGAUAGGGUGGUUGCCGUCAAUAUGGAGUCAAGUUCCAGCAAGGCGGCAGAAAUCCGACGGCAGGCACAGCAGGAGGCUGCUGAGGUUGUGGAUGAUAAGCCAUCGCCUCCAGAGGUUGUUGGUGACGAAGCCCCUGUGAAGGACGAACCGACAGAUGACGGCGAUACACCUAUGGCGGAUUUGCCUCCUGCUGAGGAUGAUGGAUUGUUGCCCACACAGAAGUAUCGUGUGCGCCGGAAGACAUCAGACCCCAAAUCAGCGGACCGCAAGCCGGAGAAGGCCAAGGAAGUUGCUCCGCCUAAACCUAAACGAGAUCCGCGCGAGCUUCUACGUACCAAGGAGGAGAUUGAUGAAUACGACCGCCACCUGGAUGACCUGGAGCAUGUUCGAGAGCUCCUGACUCACCAGGAACCAGAGCCAGAACCGGAACCAGCAGAGCCGCAGACCGUGCCCGAGACUACCCCGACCGAAGACGCAGCAACAGACGAUCCACAGUCACCAAUCGAAAAAUUAGCCAAUCAACACCUUCUCGGACACCUCUUCCUUAUGCAAUUCCCGCCUAUGACACCCAACCUCUCUAUUCCUGGCUCAACGGAACCGACUGCCGAAGACACGAACCCACCCGAGCCCCAGGCACAGCCCCAAGUGAAAUCCGAGACCGAAGGCGACGAUGUCCAGAUCACGGGCGAAAAUGGUGUGGACACAAAUGGAAAAUCUAAACUUAUCACCGCCGCUACGAAUUGGUCCCUACCGGCCGGCCGGGUAGGCAAAUUAAAUGUGCACAAAUCCGGGCGUGUGACAAUGGACUGGGGUGGCAUCAGUUUCGAGCUUGAUCGUGCUGCAGCGGUUGAUUUCGUGCAGGAGGCGUUGAUUGUCUCUUCUCCUGAGGCAGAUGAAUCUGGACAACCACCAAAGGAUGAACGACAACAGGCUUGGUCUAUGGGUCAACUUUCGGGCAAGUUUACGGUGAUGCCAAAUUGGGAUGCGAUGCUGUGA